This is a messenger RNA of Athalia rosae (coleseed sawfly), 1820 nucleotides long. RefSeq names its product adenylyltransferase and sulfurtransferase MOCS3 (gene Uba4). The transcript has 6 exons. The record is from RefSeq and is a predicted model, not a curated record. Gene Ontology annotation, cellular component: cytoplasm; cytosol. Bases 121 to 1434 code for a protein of 437 amino acids. NCBI's taxonomy places the organism in Eukaryota, Metazoa, Arthropoda, Insecta, Hymenoptera, Athaliidae. Gene Ontology annotation, molecular function: adenylyltransferase activity; URM1 activating enzyme activity; thiosulfate-cyanide sulfurtransferase activity. Gene Ontology annotation, biological process: tRNA wobble position uridine thiolation; protein urmylation.
ACAGUUGAAGUGGGAGUGGGGCAGGUCAAAGAGCAUUAAUUUCGAAUGCGCAGGUUAAAUUUUUGAUAACAAAAAGUCAGCAUUUAAUUAGAAUUCAUUUCGAGUAACAACAAACAAGAAAUGAUUGAGGAGGAACAACUAUUGCGCGAGAUAGAUGUACUGAGAAAGAUUUUGCGUGAAAAGGAGCUCCAGUUAAAAGAGUUACGAAGUGAAAAGCAGAUCGUUCAAUCCUGUGGAUUGAAUAAUGAAGAAAUUACCAGAUUCAGUAGACAGAUUUUGAUCCCCCAAAUUGGUGUAGAAGGACAAUUGAGGCUAAAGCACUCCUCCGUUCUGAUAGUUGGUGCUGGAGGACUUGGAUGCCCUGCAGCUUUAUAUUUAGCUGGUGCUGGUGUAGGGCGCAUUGGAAUAGUAGACUACGAUGAAGUCGAAUUGAGUAAUCUUCAUAGGCAGUUAUUGUACUCGGAGCAAAACAUCAGUGAAGCUAAAGUUGUAGCUACUACACGAGUGUUGAAUCGAUUAAAUAGCAAUAUCAACAUUAUUCCGUAUAAGAUCCAAUUGGACAGCAGUAAUGGUCUAGAUAUAGUCAGACAGUAUAAUAUUGUUCUGGACACCACCGAUAAUGUAGCAACUCGAUAUCUGUUGAAUGAUGCUUGUGUGCUAGCCGGAAAGCCGCUGGUAUCUGGAUCUGCCUUAAAAUUUGAGGGACAAUUGACUGUCUAUAACUAUGGGGGUCCUUGCUACAGGUGUCUAUUCCCAAAACCACCACCACCUGAAACCGUAACUAAUUGUGGUGACGGUGGUGUUCUAGGCGCAGCUGUAGGAACAAUAGGAGUUCUCCAAGCUUUAGAGGCACUGAAAAUUGUUUUGAGGAUGCCCGGUGUCCUCUCCGGUAGAUUGCUGCUAUUUGACGCAGCGGAAACAUUGUUUAGAAAUGUAAAACUGCGGCCUCGAAAUCCAGCCUGCUCCAUCUGUGGUGAGACACCAACGAUUAAAGGGCUGAUCGAUUACGAACAAUUCUGUGGUGCUAAAGCAAACGACAAAAAUCCAAAUUUAAAAUUACUCGAAGAUGUUGAAAGAAUUUCAGUCACAGAUUAUUAUGAACUAAUCUAUCUGAAAAUGAAGCGUCAUGUAUUGAUCGAUGUGCGGUCACCAGAGGAAUUCGAAAUAUGCGGAUUGAGAAGUUCUGUUAACAUUCCUUUCACCAAAAUUGCCAAAGAAGAUAACAAGUUACUCAUAAAAGAAGAAAUUGCAAAAGUUAGAUAUGGAGAUGAACUUGUAGAUGUAAUUGUGAUAUGCCGACGAGGAAACGAUUCUCAAAAGGCAGUGAAAGCACUGAAAAAAUCGAUGAAUGACGCAUCUGUAAACAUUCGAGAUAUCAUUGGCGGUCUCCAUGCGUGGGCUCACUACAUUGAUCCCACAUUCCCCAUCUACUGAUUACAUAUUUUACUGGUUCCGGGUUAUUACUCACACGUCCAUUGUUUAAAGAUGGGAUCAUACCUGGAACUGAAUCUACCGGUGUCUCAGUCCUGUAUCCGAGAUAUGUGGCAAGCUUCAAGGUUCAUCAGGUGGUAAACUAGUCUCUGGAUGUCUGUAAUGAGCAUCGGGUAGAGUUCGUAACCUUUCAGCGGCUUGUUCGGGUGUUAAAUCUCUCUGGCCUUGAGCUAAAAGUUCGUACCCGACCAUGUGCUUCUUUAUCGAUGCCGACCGCAGCAAUGGAGGAAGAUAAAUACCAUGGAAAGUCCAGUAACGGUAAUCCUCAUUCAUAUGCGGACCCGUCGGAGCACCUAUUGUAUGAAUUUUGGAUAAAUAUUUUUCCAACA